AUGGUGCUGGGCUGCUCGGCUGCCUUCAUCGACCUCCUGCUGCCGGGCCCCGAGGAGCCGGUGGUCAACGUGGCUGUGGUGUUUGGGGGCACGGCCUACCCCCUGCACAUCCGCUCCCGCCUGAGUGCCCAGAGCUUCCUGGACAUGCCUCUGGAGAUCCAUCCCAUCACUGUCAUCGUCAACAACACCAACCCCAGCACCCUCCUCACCCAGAUCUGCAACAUCCUUGCCAGCCACAAGAUCCACGGCAUCAUCUUCGAGGACAACGUCGGCACAGAGGCCGUGGCCCAGAUCCUUGACUUCAUCUCCUCCCAGACCCAGGUCCCCAUCAUCAGCAUCAGCGGCGGGUCUGCUGUGGUCCUGACCCCGAAGGAGCCUGGCUCGGCUUUCCUGCAAUUGGGUGUCUCCAUCGAGCAGCAAAUCCAGGUGAUCUUCAAGGUGUUGGAGGAAUACGACUGGGGCUCCUUCGCUGUCAUCACCAGCCUCUACCCGGGCUACAACAUCUUCCUGGAUGUCAUCCGCUCCUUCACAGACGCCAGCUACUUCGGCUGGGAGUUGCAGGAGGUGCUCACCUUUGAGAUGAGCCAGGAGCGGAGCAGCUCCAGGACACAGCGGCUCUUGCGGCAGAUCGAUGCCCAGGUCCUCAUCGUCUACUGCUCACGAGAGGAGGCUGAGUACCUCUUCGCCAUGGCGGAGCAAGCUGGCCUUGUGGGGCCAGGCUACAUCUGGAUCGUGCCCAGCCUGACAGUGGGCAACAUGGAGGUGCCACCUGCCUCCUUCCCUGUCGGCCUCAUCAGCGUGGUGACAGAAAGCUGGAAGCUGAGCCUGCGGCAAAAGGUGCGGGAUGGGGUGGCCAUCAUUGCUAUGGGGGCGGCCAGCUUCUUCCGGGCCCACGGCUACCUCCCGGAGGUGGGACAGGACUGCUGGGUCCUCACCAGGGCCACCGCCACCAACACCAGCUUCUACAGGCACCUCCUCAAUGUGACAUGGGAGCACAGGGACUUCUCCUUCAAUGAAGGCGGCUACCUGAUCAGGCCCACUAUGGUGGUGAUCUCACUCAACCAGCACCGGCUCUGGGAGAUGGUGGGAAAGUGGGAGAAAGGCAUCAUCCACAUGAAGUACCCGGUAUGGCCCCGCUACGGCUCCUUCCUGCAGCCUGUGGCUGAUAACCGCCACCUGACAGUGGCCACACUGGAGGAGAGACCCUUUGUCAUCGUGGAGAACACGGAUCCCAGCACUGGGGUCUGUGUGCGCAAUACUGUGCCCUGCCGUAAGCAGACCAACUCCUCCCAGAGUGGAGAUGGCCUCGUGGAUCCCUACACCAAGCUGUGCUGCAAGGGCUUCUGCAUUGACAUCCUGAAGAAGCUGGCCAAGGCAGUUAAGUUCUCCUACGACCUCUACCUAGUGACCAACGGCAAACAUGGCAAGAUUGUCCGCGGGGUCUGGAACGGCAUGAUUGGUGAGGUGUACUACAAGCGUGCGGACAUGGCCAUUGGCUCCCUCACCAUCAACGAGGAGCGCUCCGAGAUCGUGGACUUCUCUGUGCCCUUCGUGGAGACGGGCAUCAGUGUUAUGGUGGCCAGGAGCAACGGCACUGUCUCCCCCUCUGCCUUUCUGGAGCCCUACAGCCCAGCUGUGUGGGUCAUGAUGUUCGUGAUGUGCCUCACUGUGGUGGCCGUCGUGGUGGCCGUCCCCGUCUUCGUGUUCGAGUAUUUCAGCCCCGUCGGCUACAACCAGAACCUCACCAGCGGCAAAAGGCCGGGAGGUCCCUCCUUCACUAUUGGCAAGUCAGUGUGGCUGCUGUGGGCUCUGGUCUUCAACAACUCAGUGCCCAUCGAGAACCCCAAGGGUACCACUAGCAAGAUCAUGGUGCUCAUCUGGGCCUUCUUCGCCGUCAUCUUCCUUGCCAGCUACACCGCCAACCUGGCUGCCUUCAUGAUCCAGGAGCAGUACAUCGACACCGUGUCGGGGCUAAGUGACAGGAAGUUUCAGAAGCCGCAGGAGCAGUACCCACCUUUCCGCUUUGGCACCGUCCCCAACGGAAGAACCGAGAGGAACAUCCGCAGCAACUACCCCGACAUGCACACCCACAUGGUGAAGUACAACCAGCGCUCCGUGGAGGAUGCCCUCACCAGCCUCAAAAUGGGGAAGCUGGAUGCCUUCAUCUAUGACGCGGCGGUGCUCAACUACAUGGCGGGCAAGGACGAGGGCUGCAAGCUGGUGACCAUUGGCAGUGGGAAGGUGUUUGCCACCACGGGCUACGGUAUUGCCCUGCAGAAGGACUCACGCUGGAAGCGGGCCAUCGACCUCGCCCUGCUCCAGUUCCUGGGAGAUGGCGAGACCCAGAAGCUGGAGACGGUUUGGCUGUCGGGGAUCUGCCAGAAUGAGAAGAAUGAAGUGAUGAGCAGCAAGCUGGACAUUGACAACAUGGCCGGGGUUUUCUACAUGCUGCUGGUGGCCAUGGGGCUGAGCCUGCUGGUCUUCGCCUGGGAGCACCUCAUCUACUGGAAGCUGCGUCACUCCAUCCCCAAGUCCCACAAGCUUGACUUCCUCCUGGGCAUCAGCAGGGGCAUCUACAGCUGCUUCAGUGGGGUGCAGACCCUGGCAAGCCCCAGGCAGGUGCCCACGCCUGACGUCACCGCCAGCUCGGCCCAGGCCAACGUGCUGAAGAUGCUCCAGGCGGCCAAAGAAAUGGUGUCGACGGCCAGCGUGGGCGGC
Fulmarus glacialis (Northern fulmar) is the source of this 2718-nucleotide messenger RNA. It is a transcript of the gene GRIN2C, whose product is annotated as glutamate receptor, ionotropic, N-methyl D-aspartate 2C. NCBI's taxonomy places the organism in Eukaryota, Metazoa, Chordata, Aves, Procellariiformes, Procellariidae. The transcript has 13 exons. Gene Ontology annotation, cellular component: plasma membrane; postsynaptic membrane; postsynaptic density membrane. The annotation marks the transcript as partial. Gene Ontology annotation, molecular function: transmitter-gated monoatomic ion channel activity involved in regulation of postsynaptic membrane potential; NMDA glutamate receptor activity. The record is from RefSeq and is a predicted model, not a curated record. Gene Ontology annotation, biological process: excitatory postsynaptic potential; long-term synaptic potentiation; synaptic transmission, glutamatergic.